Messenger RNA from Galendromus occidentalis (western predatory mite), 893 nucleotides. RefSeq names its product sentrin-specific protease 1-like. Gene Ontology annotation, biological process: proteolysis; protein desumoylation. The transcript is spliced from 2 exons. NCBI's taxonomy places the organism in Eukaryota, Metazoa, Arthropoda, Arachnida, Mesostigmata, Phytoseiidae. Bases 1 to 729 code for a protein of 242 amino acids. Gene Ontology annotation, cellular component: nucleus. Gene Ontology annotation, molecular function: deSUMOylase activity. The record is from RefSeq and is a predicted model, not a curated record.
AUGGAAGGAAAGUUUCUUCCAACGUCUAGCUGCUUUAUUCCGCCGAUCAGCGAGGAAAUGAUCCUGGUUAUCAAGGAAGCGUUCAGGUCCCCCGCGAGCCAAGUUCUCGUAGAUGUCUCGAGACAAGCCGUUACGCGCGCGGAUCUCGAGACUCUGCUAGGUCUGAAUUGGCUGAAUGAUGCCAUCAUUAAUGUGUAUUUGAACCUCAUAGUUAAUCGGAGCAAAGAAGCCCAGAAGCUCCCCAAGGUCUACGCAUUCAACACUUUUUUCCUGACGCGCUAUAUCGAGAUGGGCUACAGUGCCGUUCGUCGAUGGACCAGGCGCGACGAUAUUUUUGCACACGACAUCCUCCUCGUGCCCGUCCACUUGGGCAUGCACUGGUGCAUGGCCAUCGUUGAUCUGCGAGUCAAGCAAAUCAAAUACAUGGAUUCGAUGGGAGGUCGGAACGACGCGUGUCUGGCAACUCUCUUGGAAUAUUUGAGCCAAGAGAUGAGCGACAAGAAGAAUUCUCAACUCGACGCCGGGCAAUGGCUCCUCACCAACAUACAGAACCUGCCACAGCAACAGAACGGCUCCGACUGCGGCAUGUUCGCUCUCAAGUAUGCUGAUUUUGCAGCCAAAGACGCGGAAAUCAAUUUCACGCAGAACGACAUGCCGUAUUUUCGACGAAGAAUGAUGUUCGAAAUCCUACGGUCGAGCAUUCUCCCAAGCGGAUAUGGGGAGAAGUGAACUCAUUCCUGUCAACGUCCUCGCGAAGCGCACAUCGGUCCGUACCGUUUCUCCAGAUCGGAGACUUUCGGUAUUUCAUGAAGGGCUGACACACAUGUAUGUAUCUGUGGAAUAUCAACUGCUAGGCUCUCAACACAGCAGCUCGAGCUGUCGACGACAUCGCC